This is a messenger RNA of Nycticebus coucang (slow loris), 1112 nucleotides long. RefSeq names its product peptidylprolyl cis/trans isomerase, NIMA-interacting 1 (gene PIN1). Gene Ontology annotation, cellular component: nucleus; cytosol. The record is from RefSeq and is a predicted model, not a curated record. Bases 146 to 637 code for a protein of 163 amino acids. Gene Ontology annotation, molecular function: protein binding; peptidyl-prolyl cis-trans isomerase activity. The transcript has 4 exons. Lineage: Eukaryota; Metazoa; Chordata; Mammalia; Primates; Lorisidae.
CCAGUCCGGACGGUCGGGAAGCCCAAUGAGCGUCGCCUCCAAGCCCUGGUGCGAGGUGAGCUGAGCCAGUAGGCGGCGGCGGCGGGCGGGCGCGAGAGACCCUCGGCGCGGUGGGGGCGGAGCGGACGCUGCGGCAGGAGGGAAGAUGGCGGACGAGGAGAAGCUGCCGCCCGGCUGGGAGAAGCGCAUGAGCCGCAGCUCAGGCCGAGUGUACUACUUCAAUCACAUCACUAAUGCCAGCCAAUGGGAGCGGCCCAGUGGCAACAGCAGUAGUGGUGGCAAAAAUGGGCAGGGGGAGCCCACCAGGGUCCGCUGCUCACACCUGUUGGUAAAGCACAGCCAGUCAAGGCGGCCCUCAUCAUGGCGGCAGGAGAAGAUCACCCGGACCAAGGAGGAGGCCCUGGAACUGAUCAACAGUUACAUCCAAAAGAUCAAGUCAGGAGAGGAAGACUUUGAGUCUCUGGCCUCACAGUUCAGUGACUGCAGCUCAGCCAAGGCCAGGGGAGACCUGGGUGCCUUCAGCAGAGGUCAGAUGCAGAAGCCAUUUGAAGAUGCCUCAUUUGCGCUGCGAACGGGAGAGAUGAGCGGCCCGGUGUUCACGGACUCCGGCAUCCAUAUCAUUCUGCGCACAGAGUGAGGGCAUGGACACGAACAGCCUGGGCCUGGUUGGUGGGCAAGGGGGCAGGUGGCUGGGCUCAAGGUGUCCCUUGCUGCUGGCUGGCCCGCAGACACCCUUGCUGUUGUCACACAGUAUUUAUUGUUCCCAAAAUGGCUGGCAGGGGAUUUCUUCCAGUUAGCAGGCUCUGGGGCCCUGCUUCUUGCCUACGCCUGUUGGGGCUGCCCCUGCCACUCUCCAUUAAGGAAUUGACUUCAGAAGGGCACCAGGAGCGGGGAGACUCCAGGCACAGAGGUGGGGGGCUGUCACAAAGAGAAGGCCUGGUCAGUGCUUUCAGGUCCUGGAGGCAGACAGGGGUCCCUAGGUUGUUAUUUCUAGUUAAGUCACAUUCCUCUGUUCAGUUGCAGACAGCAAAUGCUCUGUGUGGCCCGGCUGUGGGCUCUCUCUGAGGGGCAGCGCAGCACCCUUUGCAACCCUAAUUAAACCAGGAACCACA